This is a messenger RNA of Aspergillus bombycis, 363 nucleotides long. It is a transcript of the gene spt4, whose product is annotated as transcription elongation factor SPT4. Gene Ontology annotation, biological process: mRNA processing; regulation of transcription elongation by RNA polymerase II; chromatin organization. The record is from RefSeq and is a predicted model, not a curated record. The transcript is spliced from 3 exons. Gene Ontology annotation, cellular component: nucleus; DSIF complex. Gene Ontology annotation, molecular function: RNA polymerase II complex binding; zinc ion binding. Lineage: Eukaryota; Fungi; Ascomycota; Eurotiomycetes; Eurotiales; Aspergillaceae. The coding region runs from base 1 to 363 and encodes 120 amino acids.
AUGUCCUUCUACGUCGCACCCAGCCAGCAGCGCACUCUUCGCGCCUGCAUGGUCUGUUCCCUCGUCCAACUGCACAGCAAAUUCAUGCGCGAAGGCUGCCCCAACUGCGAUAACGUCCUCGGCCUUCGUGGCAACAACGACGCCAUCCAAGAAUGCACCUCCCAAGUCUUUGAAGGAUUGGUCACCCUCCGUGACCCGAAUACCAGCUGGGUAGCUCGCUGGCAGCGACUCGACAGUUACGUGCCGGGAACGUACGCGGUCAAGGUGACUGGAUCGCUCCCUGACGAGAUCAUUUCGAGCCUGGAGGAUUCGGGUGUGAAAUACAUUCCUCGUGAUGGUAGCACUGGUGAAGAGGAGACUUGA